Messenger RNA from Xiphias gladius (swordfish), 3970 nucleotides. RefSeq names its product spalt-like transcription factor 1b (gene sall1b). The record is from RefSeq and is a predicted model, not a curated record. Gene Ontology annotation, biological process: regulation of transcription by RNA polymerase II. The transcript has 3 exons. Gene Ontology annotation, molecular function: DNA-binding transcription factor activity, RNA polymerase II-specific; RNA polymerase II cis-regulatory region sequence-specific DNA binding. Gene Ontology annotation, cellular component: nucleus. Bases 1 to 3681 code for a protein of 1226 amino acids. Lineage: Eukaryota; Metazoa; Chordata; Actinopteri; Istiophoriformes; Xiphiidae.
AUGUCGCGGAGGAAACAACCCAAACCCCAGCACAUCCAUUCUGGUCCUUUACCUCUUACUGAACACACAGAUGCCUCUCUCAGUCCAGACUCUCCUCCUGCGGUGGAUCUCUGUGUUUGUGUCUGCAGCCGAUGCUGUGCUGAGUUUAGAGCUCUAUCAGACCUGGAACAACAUCAAACAGACUGCACUCCAAAUCCUCCAGUGCUGAUUGUGAAUGAGGACGAGGAUCUGCUGUCCUGCUGCAAAACUCCCCCCGCAGCCUCAUCACCAACCGGCCCAGCCGGGGGGCCGGGUCAAACGCUUAAUGACUCUGAGAACUGCAGCACGCCUUCACAGGACGGAUCCAAAGAAAGUGCAGGAUUCAUGGAUUGGUUUAGCAGCAGGAGAAGCCAGGGCAGUGCUGAAAGCUCAGGAAGCACCAGCAGUAACCGGAGCAGCAGUGGCGCUGAAUCUAACACUGACACCGUCUUCUGCACCUCAGCAUCUGUACCUCAACAUGGCUGCUCAGCGGACCAAAGAGGAUUCUCGUGGAUGAAAAGCAACGUCAUUAUUGAAAACCUCGAGAGCACUAAAGUGGCUGUGGCUCAGUUUUCACAGCAGACUCACUCAGAGAGACACCACAGUACGACUGCCAUCUCCUCUCUACUGCAGCAGCUCCUCACCCUGCAAAUACAACAACUCCACCAGCUGCAGCUGAUCGAUCAGAUCCGUCACCAGGUUCUGCUGUGUGCCUCCCACAGGGCCGAGAUACCGGAGACGCUAGCGAUUUGCACCGAAGGCCUGCCAUCCUCAAAAUCCACCAAUCGGCUCACAGCUCUCAGCGCCCAUCUAUCUCAACAACUAGCUGCAGCUGCUGGGAUGGCCAAAUGCUUAUCAGCUCAGUCUGCUAACAUGGUUGACUUCAAGCAGCUCACGGCCAUGGAGCACUUACAUCAAAGUCCACCUGACAGCAGAGAUGCGCUGUCAAGUUCUGAGUCCUCACAAACUAUCAGUGAGCUCAUGACGUCAGCUGUCCACAAGCACCUUUCCAAAAAAACACACAAGGGCUGUGGUUCACCUGACUCCCAACUGGGGUUCUUGUCCCAAACCAAGAUGUCCUCUUUGAUGUUGAGCAAUAGUCGCUUCGUCAGCGAGACUUCUGAGAGCUCUCACUCACCUCAAGCCUCGGGCUCUGAGCACACAACUUCAAACUCUGUACCAAACAUCUGUGCAAUUGUGGAGGAUCUGGAGGCCCUGGCAGCCUUGGCCCAACAGAGGCAAUGUAAGAAUCUGACCCUUUCUGAGCCCCGACUGUCUUCAAAAGAGUCUUUUUUCAAACGCAAGUGCAGAUAUUGCGCGAAAGUCUUCGGGAGCGACAGUGCCUUGCAAAUCCAUCUGCGAUCACACACGGGAGAACGGCCGUACAAAUGCAACGUCUGUGGAAACAGGUUCUCCACCCGGGGGAACUUAAAGGUUCAUUUUCAGAGGCACAAAGAGAAGUACCCACAUAUUCAAAUGAACCCUAAUCCUGUUCCAGAGCACCUGGACAACACCCAGACCAAUGGUGGGAUUCCUCAAAGUGUGUCCUUCUUACCACAGAAAGCAGUUACAAGAUGGCUUGAUGGGCCACCAUCCUCAAUUACAAUUACCUCUGGUGUAGACAAGUCAGACCCAACCAACCUGUCCCCUCUCAUCACAAAAGAGGAGCAGCCAAUCUCAGUGCCCAUUCCCCUUUCUCAAGAUGAUCUUCACUUUGAUUUGACUUCUGACUCAGUUGCGACAGGGCAACAAAGAACCACCAAUCUUAAGAGUGAAGACGUAAAACCAUCGUUUAACUUUGUCUCUAAAAUCGCGACCACAAAGUCAGAGGAAUCGGUCGAUGUCAUACCCAAUCCAUUCACCAAUCCAACUUCUACCUCAUUUUCAGGGUUCCUUUCAUUAAAAUGCUCUGAAAACCCCAAACUCCAGCUGCUUCCAGGAACUCCUGACAAAACAGUGUCAGACCAAAACGAGUGUCUCGUCUGCCACCGAAUACUCAGUUGUCAGAGUGCCCUUAGGAUGCAUUAUCGGACUCAUACAGGGGAGCGUCCCUACCAGUGUAAGCUGUGCAGUCGAGCUUUCACCACCAAAGGAAACCUGAAGACACAUCAAGCCGUUCAUCGUGCAGCGAUACCACUUAGGGUCCAGCACUCGUGCCCCAUCUGCCAAAGGAAGUUUACAAAUGCUGUGGUCUUGCAGCAACACGUACACAUGCACAUGGAAGGUCACGAACCCAAUGUAAAUCAGAAAUACGCCCAGGAUUCUGAUGAGGAAUUCAAGGACAUAGCAAAAGUGAGUCACGUGCAGAAGUUUUUGGAUGACAGGGAUGAGGGCUUUUGUGAGAACAGAUUGUCUAAAUUCAAAUCCUUGUCCAUCCAUUUGUCCCCAUCAUCAUUUGGUAAAAAUCUACUUGAAGCUAAGAAGAAGACCAGUUACCACGGGACACAUGGGGAGCUGCAGCUCAAAUGGAUUAAGACGGAAAGGUCAGACAAACCUAAUGAGGAAUGUAGUCAAACAAACAACCAACAGGCUGCUGAUAGUGAUCAGUUGACCGGCACAUUACCCAUAUCUGACAGUUUAGCUUCCAAGCAGUCUCUGUCGCCAAAUAACCAAGCUUCACUCUAUUUUAAAACUACAAACCUUCAUGAACCUUUCCAGACGUGGCCCAACUCAACCCCUUUAACGCUCCAUGCAUCUGCUACAGCCCCCACUGACCUAACAUUAUUUAACCACACUGAGGAUCCUCCGAGCUUGAUUCACAAUCUCAGAGAAAAGGGGACGUUUAAGAACACUUUUUGCGAUAUAUGUGGGAAGAACUUUGCUUGUCAAAGUGCCUUGGAUAUCCACUACAGAAGCCAUACCAAGGAGAGACCAUUUAUCUGCACAACAUGCAACAGGGGCUUUUCCACAAAGGGGAAUCUCAAGCAACACAUGCUCACGCAUCAAAUGAAGGACCUUCCACCACGUCUCUUUGAACCCUCAAAUCCCAACCAAGCGUCCAACCAUAACAGCCUCGCACUAUCCCCUGGAACACAAGCUGUGAGGACAGAGAUGACUACUUUCCUGAACUCUUCUGUUGGGAACAGCUGGGAUCAUUCUGGCCAUUCACUGAGCUCCUCUGUAUGUGCUGUUACACCACCUCGUCGGACACCCAGACAGCACCACUGCAAGACCUGUGGGAAAAGCUUCUCCUCCUCCAGUGCUCUGCAGAUCCAUGAGAGGACUCACACAGGGGAAAGGCCAUUUGCCUGCACUGUCUGUGGACGAGCUUUUACUACCAAAGGAAAUCUGAAGGUUCAUAUGGGAACUCACAUGUGGAACAGCGCCCCCAGUAGGAGAGGCCGCAGACUGUCUGUGGACAGAUCAUCGGCGGGGUUCAGGACUCAUCCUGUGAAACUUCCUGAGCCGCCACAGAAGAAUCCAGCUUUGGUUUCCAGCAGCAGAGAGUCCGUUUGCCACUGGCACCAAAGUCCAGAGCUUUUCUCCGCAGGUUUGAAGCUGAAUGAUGUUUGUGUGAUUCAGAGUGAAGGCUUGUCCUUCCUCUCAGGACAUGUAGGACUGAAGGACAAGACACCUGCAGACGGCACAGGUGUCUGUCUCAGUAAAGUGCACCGCACCGACCUGAGCGACCCUCCCGUUGUGUACGGGGGGAAUAAUAAUUAGAAAGACACAACAGGUGCACUGACUUGAUAGACAUUAGGGACAGAAGGAUGGCUAAAGUGUUUAGAGACCUAAAUACUGUGCAGCUUUGUACACUACAUUCCUGGACAGUUCAAAAUACGUGUAAAUAUUAAUAUAUUGAAUGCAAAGUGCGCAUCGUUGUAACUUUAUGCCGUUUUGCUGUGUGAAUUUACAGCUGACAUAAACGUAACUUAUCUCAAAAAAAGUGCAGUGUCAUCACCUGCAAUAAAUGUUUGAACAUGCCGGUGAGAGUGUUCGUCAGUCUCCAGGU